Caenorhabditis briggsae is the source of this 1698-nucleotide messenger RNA. It is a transcript of the gene Cbr-twk-16, whose product is annotated as Protein CBR-TWK-16. The coding region runs from base 1 to 1698 and encodes 565 amino acids. Lineage: Eukaryota; Metazoa; Nematoda; Chromadorea; Rhabditida; Rhabditidae. Gene Ontology annotation, molecular function: potassium ion leak channel activity. The transcript has 12 exons. Gene Ontology annotation, biological process: stabilization of membrane potential; potassium ion transmembrane transport. The record is from RefSeq and is a predicted model, not a curated record. Gene Ontology annotation, cellular component: membrane.
AUGCACAAUCUCCAGAGUAAAAAGCAGGCAUUCGAGGUUGAGCAUGCAAAGCCGUUCACACUGCAUUGCUCAUUACUCAUGCUUGUCCUACUGUACUCGUUUCUCGGUGGUUUUGUUUUCGACCGGAUUGAAACUGAUGCACACGCCGAGAUGAAGCGAAAUGAGAGAACAAAUCGAACAUCGUGUGUUUCUCAAAUCCUACAUUCCGUACACAGAUGGAGCAGAAACUAUACUCAUCAAGAGCAGUUAGCGGAACAAAUUGCAGAUUGCUUCGAGCCAGAAAAAGACGAACGAAGCGAAUGGAAUUUUGUCACCGCCACCUUGUAUGGUUUCGGUAUUGUGACAACUUUAGGGUAUAACAGAAUUGCACCGAUAACCUAUACGGGACGAAUGUUUUGCAUUGUAUACGGUAUUUGCGGAAUACCAGUGACAAUGAUCAUAAUUGCUAAUGUGGGCCAGUACCUGAACAAUUUCGCUGGAGACUCUAGACGGAAGAUUGAAGCCUACCGACAGCAGAGAAGAAUGUCGAAAGCGUCACUAGCCGGGAAAGUUUAUAAGGAGUCUUCAAUUCAAGUCACAUCACUGGCAUUGUUAUGCGUUUUUCUAGCCUAUGUAGGCGUUGGCGCUCUACUGCUACCAUUGUUAAAUGGAGAAUUAGACUUUUUCAACGGUCUUUAUUUCAACUUUCUUUGCCUAACAGCGAUAGAUUUCGGACAACUUGUACCGAUACGGGUCGAACUACUGCCUAUCACAUUUUUGUAUGUGUGCAUUGGUCUGGCAAUUACAACCAUUGCAAUUAGUAAGAGGAAAUUUUUCAAAGGCGAUUUUCUAUUUUUCAUUUUAGACAUUGGCUCGGAGUAUAUGAAGAAGCUUCACUAUUGGGGAAAGAAGAUGAAAAAUGCGGCGCAGACGAGAAUCUGGUUCGGAGGAAAAACUUUGAAAGUAAGAGAUUUGCUCCACGCGGUUGGUAAAAAAUGUGGUGUAGAACCUGGUAUGAUUGAUGCGCUAGACUUGGAGAACGUUGUGGAGAGAACUAUUGCAAUUCAGGAAGGCCGUGAACCUCCAGAAGAUCUGAACGACGAGCCUCGUGAACCCUCGCCACGCUCUAUCAUCCACUCUCCAUGCUCAACACGACCAUCCAACCCUCCAAUGAGCCCACCAUCACCACGUGAAGACCACCCGUUUAUAUUCAAAAUGGAUACUCCUGCACCACGAAGCCCAUUGCCGCUACCCAGUUAUGAGUUGGAUAUCAAAAAGCCAAUUUUUCAAGCGCUCUCCAACGAGUUCAUGAACCAAUCGGCGCAAGAGAAACUGUUUGAUGAUCUCGACACGUUUCAUGUGGAAUUGAAUACUGAAUUGGUUGAAGAUAACAAAUGCGAGAGUGUGAUCAUCAUUGAACCACCGGCCACAUUUGAAGACAUGACCGUGCAAAGUAGUCUAAACGUUGAAGACUAUGAAAAAGAGGAGAAAGCUCCGAAACGGUUCCGAGAGAAGAAGGAAAUGUAUGGUCGUGAUCCGCGUAAACUCUAUGAAACGUAUCAAGAGGAAUGGGAUAGACUGGAACGCCUAUCGGACAGGAAACAUGGCCCCAGGAGAAAAUCGGUAUUGAAUCUUGCCACUUGUUCUCCAGAGCGCAGUGUAUCACCAUCCCCUAUUAGACAUUCCUUGACAGGAGAGGAUAAUAGGAGGAAUUCCUAA